Molecule: messenger RNA, 835 nt
Organism: Cuculus canorus (common cuckoo)
Lineage: Eukaryota; Metazoa; Chordata; Aves; Cuculiformes; Cuculidae
Gene: PPIL3
Product: peptidylprolyl isomerase like 3
Exons: 7
Coding region: 149-634 (161 amino acids)
Biological process (GO): protein folding; protein peptidyl-prolyl isomerization
Cellular component (GO): catalytic step 2 spliceosome
Molecular function (GO): peptidyl-prolyl cis-trans isomerase activity
Source: RefSeq, a predicted model, not a curated record
CCGCGGGGCACUGCGGCAGCCCCGCCCCUUCCUGCCUGCGCGCGGGGCAGCCGCCGUGGGGCGGAGCGGAUGUGCUGCGUUGGGUCGGUGCGGGGCAGCCCCGGAGGUUGCUGAACGCAAAUCUACUUCACCUUUUUGAUAAGCAGACAUGGCUGUCACGCUGCAUACGGAUGUGGGAGAUAUUAAAAUUGAACUAUUCUGUGAGCGUACACCAAAGACUUGCGAAAAUUUCCUGGCUCUCUGUGCUAGUAACUACUACAAUGGCUGCAUAUUUCACCGGAACAUAAAGGGCUUCAUGGUUCAGACAGGGGAUCCAUUAGGCACUGGGAAAGGAGGUAACAGCAUUUGGGGCAAGAAGUUUGAAGAUGAAUUCAGCGAAUACUUAAAGCACAGUGUCCGUGGGGUAGUUUCAAUGGCAAACAAUGGUCUGAAUACCAAUGGAUCACAGUUCUUCAUCACUUAUGGCAAGCAACCACACCUAGACAUGAAGUAUACUGUGUUUGGAAAAGUUAUUGAUGGCUUGGAGACCCUGGAUGAGCUGGAGAAGCUGCCUGUGAAUGAGAAAACCUACCGACCUCUUAAUGAUGUUCACAUUAAAGAUAUUACAAUUCAUGCCAACCCUUUUGCUCUGUAGCCACAGAGCGCCUGGACACGUUCUUUAGAGACUGGUCAGAUUGGCUGCUGGAUUAUGGGGUUUAAAGUGCUGUUGAGAAGGGUUCCUUGAGCUGGAUCACACCUUUGCUCAUUUAGUGUGGGAUUUUCAGGACCUGUAACGUAGCUUGGGAGUUGUUACAGAAUAGUCUUGUGCUUUAGAAGCCAGUUUCUCCAGAGUAUC